AUGGCGAAAGAUGGCGAUGCUACAUGUAUUGCCGCAGAAUUACCAUGGGGAUCACUGAAGGUUGUCGCUAUGACGGGCAUCGAUUUCAGUGCUCCACCCGGUCAUUUUGCCCUGAAAUCGGUGUUGCAAGAAUUGUUCACUGUAUUCGAUCGCAGAAUUCACAAUCUCAAAGACAUCGAUGUGAGAAAUUUUACUAAUAAUCAUAACAGUAUUGGAAAUGAUGAACAGAAUGAGGCCAAGAAGCGGGAAAGGACGUAA
Gongylonema pulchrum is the source of this 258-nucleotide messenger RNA. Lineage: Eukaryota; Metazoa; Nematoda; Chromadorea; Rhabditida; Gongylonematidae. The record is from the annotation of a GenBank genome assembly.